AGAAGCCUCUGUUCUCUCACCCGGCUAGAGCACAGAUCUCCACAUGCAGUCGUGACGCUUGCUCAUUCAAACUGAGACAUUUCUGGACCUGAAGAUACGGACCUAUUUAAACAUUGAAUCAGAUAAAUAACCAUAGGAAGAAGUUACUGUAUUUUUUUAAAACGUAAAUAAGCUUUUUUUGGAGGAAGAUAUAUUUCAUAACAGCUGAAUUUUUCAUCGUCCCGCGCCCGCGACGGUGUGUGUGCGCGCGCGGUUAAUUAGCUUACUGGCUAGCAGACACUUUUCUUCACCGGACCGACAACUUAACGUGUGGAUGUACCCCUGCUCAUCUGCAGUUACAGUUGCACAAUGGCUGUCUGUUCACUCUGCAUGAUAGCUCAGCACCAAAGGAACAGCAACAGAUCUAGUAUAAUUACAGGAUAGCAAUAAGCCCACACUUAGACCUCUGUUUACCUUUAGCUGUUUUCUGGUCAAUCCCAGGUAAAACAUUUCAAGUUUGCACUACUGAAUCUCAGAAAUCCUGCUUGACAGGUGGGCCUAAAAAAAGUGAAUUAUUUAUUUACCUUGUACCUCUUUAUUUUACUAGCUGCUGUUUAGAGAUAGCAUUAUAUAAAUAGCUAUUUUGACAGGCAUUCAUUCCCUUUAAGAUUGUGAAGCAAUUCCUCCAUAGUGUACAAUCAUGGUUUCAACAACUGUGACUGCAAUGAUGGUAGUCAGCACAGUAGGGUUAGUGACCCAUACUGCUAUGACAGAGUACAUGUGGCUGCUGAUUCUUGGCUUCUUCAUCGCCUUCAUCUUAGCCUUUUCUGUGGGUGCCAAUGACGUUGCUAAUUCAUUUGGCACAGCUGUGGGCUCUGGGGUGGUCACCUUGCGACAGGCUUGCGUUCUGGCCACAAUAUUUGAAACUCUGGGCUCUGUGCUCCUUGGGGCCAAAGUGAGCGAAACCAUCCGCAAGGGUAUCAUCGACGUGGGCAUGUACAAUGGCUCUGAGCAUGUGUUGAUGGCUGGAUCCAUCAGUGCUAUGUUUGGUUCUGCUGUGUGGCAGCUGGCCGCCUCAUUUCUUAAGCUUCCCAUCUCUGGAACACACUGCAUUGUUGGUGCUACUAUUGGCUUCUCGCUGGUUGCCAGAGGCCAGCAGGGAGUCAAGUGGCUUGAACUCCUUCGUAUUGUUGGUUCCUGGUUCCUGAGUCCCCUUCUGUCUGGUAUAAUGUCCGGCAUUGUUUUCUACUUUGUGCGCAUGUUCAUCUUACACAAGAAAGACCCUGUGCCUAAUGGAUUGAGGGCCCUGCCUGUCUUCUAUGCCAUAACCAUGGGAAUCAACCUGUUCUCCAUCAUGUUCACUGGCGCUCCGAUGCUGGGAUUUGACAAGAUCCCUUGGUGGGGCAUCCUGCUCAUCUCGUUGGGCUUCUCUGUGUUGACUGCCAUCGUGGUCUGGUUUAUUGUCUGCCCACGGCUCAAGAAGAAGAUUGAACGAGAUAUGAAGUCUUCCAGCCCCUCUGAGAGCCCCCUGAUGGAGAAGAGGGAACUGAGAGAGGUCCACUGUCCAAUCCUGAAACAGACUGCCAAGGAAACGUCUACGCCUACCACCCCAGCUGUCAAUCAAAACCCCCCUGCACAGCCCCAGGCUGCCCCUGAGGAGCGCAGGGUGGCGUUCGACAUUGGAGAUUCUGACGACGGAGAAACUAAUAAGGAACGCAAGGUGGCGUUUGACAUUGGAGAUUCUGAUGACACGGACUACAACAAUGCAAAUGGUUUGCCCAAACAGAUUCAAUCAAACAAUCAGCACAGCAACGGCUCCACAAAUACUCCCAAUCAGGUCCAGUUCAACAGGCCAGCACAGAUUCCCAGUAACGGUUACAGCCAGUACCACACUGUCCACAAGGACUCUGGCCUCUACAAGGACCUACUGCACAAGCUCCACCUGGCCAAGGUUGGUGACUGCAUGGGUGAGGCGAGUGACCGACCUAUCCGACGCAACAACAGCUACACCUCCUACACCAUGGCCAUCAUCGGCAUGCACGGAGACUUCAAACAUAAAGAAGGGGAGUUCCGAGCCAGCGAAGAUAGUGACAAGGCCCCUGGGUCAGGUGGUCAGGAAAGGAAGCGUGUGCGUAUGGACAGUUACACCAGCUACUGCAAUGCUGUGGCAGAGCACACAACUCCUGAAGGAUUGGGAGAGGGCGAUGUCGCACUAGAAAUAGGGAAGGAGGAUGCAGGUAGCAGCCAAAGCUCUCUGGAUGAUGAUGGGCCUGAAGCCGACAAGCCAGAAGUCUCAACUCUCUUCCAGUUCCUCCAAAUUCUCACCGCCUGCUUCGGAUCCUUCGCCCAUGGAGGAAACGACGUUAGUAAUGCCAUUGGACCAUUGGUAGCUCUGUGGCUCGUUUACACAACCAACAGUGUGUCUUCAAAUGAACCCACACCCAUUUGGCUGCUGCUAUAUGGAGGUGUGGGCAUCUGUGCUGGUCUCUGGGUGUGGGGUCGCCGAGUGAUCCAGACUAUGGGCAGGGACCUUACCCCCAUCACCCCCUCAAGUGGUUUCAGCAUUGAACUGGCCUCAGCCCUAACUGUCGUGGUUGCCUCUAACAUUGGCCUGCCUGUCUCCACCACCCACUGCAAGGUGGGCUCUGUGGUGGCAGUAGGAUGGCUGCGCUCCAGGAAAGCAGUAGACUGGCGUCUGUUUAGAAACAUCUUCAUGGCAUGGUUUGUGACUGUGCCCAUCUCUGGUCUGAUCAGUGCUGCCAUCAUGGCCAUCUUCAUCUAUGGCAUCCUGUGAGCCUUCGGCUGCGCCCCAAGCAGGGGAGGAAAAAGAAGCCGCUCCAGUGCGCACCAGAAGAGGAGUAAAGUUGGGAGGCCAAAAUAUAUCGCUUACCUCAAGCCAACAACUUUGGAAGAAAAAGGAAAAAAAAAUGAAAUGUUUUGGAAGGACUUGUGAUAUGGGCCUGUGGUUCUUGGCUGCAUCAUUUUCAACCUAGAAUUUGCUGUUUAUUCCAUUUGGGCCACAUAACUUCCAGUGGGUAGAUUGCAUUUCUUUGUUCUGACUUGCUUUUUCAUAUCUCAUUCUGUAAAGAGUAUCUAAAAGCAUCAACUGAUUUUCUUUUUCUAAUACUCAUUCUUCCAUUUUUUUUUUUUUACUUUGCAAUUAUGUAUAUACCACCAUGCUGUUUUAAUUUUGUUUUACAAGUUAGAAAGAAAAGAACAAUUAAAAUGCAGUAUUAGCCUUUUCCAGAUGUAACUCUCAAGUCAUAUCACAUGCUGAAGGUAACAUAGCUGCAACAGCAGUAUUUUAGGUGCAAAAAAACAAGGUUAUUGGUGUGUAUGUGUGUGAUUUUCCCCCCCCACCCCCCCCCCCCCCCCAAUCCAAGUUUUUAUUAAUGAACUAACAUUUAGCAUCUGGCUUCUUAAAUCUGCUAAACCGGGACAUUUGUUUCCCUCCUCUGAUAUAGAACAAAAUUGACAAGUGAAGAAAACGUAGGGAGGUUUGUGACUGUUUUCUACUAAACCCACAAAUUAUCUGAUCACAUUCACAGCCCUGCAAAGUAACUUACAAGGAUAGAAGCACUAAUUCUAUACACUGGAUGACCACCUGCAGAUUAAUGUCAAAUACUGUACCAAAAGCAUAAAGUCAGCACACUUGUGGCAGGAAAUGCCAAAGUCCUCCUCGUUAAAGUCAACGGAUUAUCUGUCCACUAUCCCGUUCUUUCAUCUGAAUCUCGUGAGGCCCUACAUUCUUUAUCAGUGCAGAAGUUAACUGCCUGAAAUAACUUUUGUUACUUGAAUUUGAGAACUGUAACAACAGAAUGUUGAUUAAUGCAAAAAUGUGCUCAAGACCUUAAGUCUCCUGUUAAAACUUGAUUGCAUCAUCCAUGAUGGUUAAAUGCUUUAGUCCUGCUUCAGCCUUGUUUUUCUAGUUCACCUUGUAUCAACUAGUGUGUUUUUUUUUUUUUUUUUUUUUCUUCUUCUUGUCUGUGGAAUUUGCACCUGCCUAGACAAUUGGGUUGCUUUUGUUCCCCCACCCCCCCUUUCUCCGUCAGCCUGAGAAGCUGAAUAAGGUUGUAAGUGAGGAGGAGCAGGAACCUAAACCUGGAAGUUAUCUAACCGGAUGGUUUGGUGUUGAGCUGAUCUGGUCUCUUUGUUUGAAUGAGGGCAGACAUACGUUGCAUCCCACCGGUGUGUGGUCAUUUGGUUGCAGUACUACAUUUCAGACUUGUAGAUGCUGUAGUUGCCUUAACUGUUUUAUUUUCCCUUAGGUACCAAAGAAGAUUUUUUUGUUUUGUUUUUUUUAAUGCACAUCAACAUAAUCCAGUCCACACUGAUGGAUGAAAAACAAAUGAAAAAUAAAAAUGGGAAAAUA
Messenger RNA from Thunnus maccoyii (southern bluefin tuna), 4351 nucleotides. RefSeq names its product solute carrier family 20 member 1b (gene slc20a1b). The coding region runs from base 680 to 2773 and encodes 697 amino acids. Gene Ontology annotation, cellular component: membrane. The transcript has 11 exons. The record is from RefSeq and is a predicted model, not a curated record. Gene Ontology annotation, molecular function: phosphate transmembrane transporter activity. Lineage: Eukaryota; Metazoa; Chordata; Actinopteri; Scombriformes; Scombridae. Gene Ontology annotation, biological process: phosphate ion transmembrane transport.